AAAGGAAAAAAAAAAAAGAGUCCUCCAUUCCUUCAAAUCCUAAUUAUCAAAAACAAAUUCGAGAAUUACUGCUUUCUUUAAUUAAUUAGAGAAAUCCCAACCCUAACCCAAUUCAAAAUUACUCAAACCACCCACAAUCAAUCAGCAAAUCUGUUCUCCAAUGCUUGUAUUUUCUGAUCAUUCUUUCAUCACUGAGACUGAAAAUUUCUUUAGUUAGUUCGGAUUCGAGAAGGUUCUGAGCUUGCCGAAUUAAGGUGCAUUGUUGUUUGGUGGGAAAAAAAUGGUGGAAGGAGGUGGUGUGAGAGCUGAUAAGACAGAAUUCACGGAGUGCUUCAAGACAGUAUGGAAGACUCCUUAUAUCAUGAAGCUUGCACUCACUGCAGGCCUUGGAGGACUAUUGUUUGGUUGGGAUACAGGAAAUAUUUCUGGUGCUCUUCUUUUCAUCAAAGAUGACUUUGAUUCUGUUAGGAAGUCAACAGUACUGCAGGAAGUGAUAGUCAGUAUGGCUGUGGCUGGAGCUAUAUUUGGUGCUGGCAUUGGAGGGUGGAUGAACGACAAAUUUGGAAGGAAACUGUGUAUUCUUGGUGCUGAUGUUGUCUUCUUCAUUGGUGCUGUAAUCAUGGCUGCAGCUCCUGCUCCCUGGGUUAUCGUUAUCGGCAGAAUCUUAGUAGGUCUUGGAGUCGGGGCAGCUUCCAUGACUUCACCUCUCUACAUCUCAGAAGCUUCACCAGCUAAGAUCAGAGGAGCUCUUGUUGCCACUAAUGGACUUCUUAUCACCGGUGGACAGUUCGUUGCUUAUGUUGUCAAUCUUGCCUUCAACAAUGUUCACGGACAAUGGCGUUGGAUGCUUGGAAUUGCUGGCGUUCCUGCUGCACUUCAAUUCUUCUGCAUGCUCACCCUUCCAGAGUCUCCCAGAUGGCUUUACAGUCAGAAUAAGGUAGAUGAGGCAAGGGAUAUCUUGGAGAAGAUAUAUCCUGCUGAUGAAGUUGAAGCUGAGAUGAAUGCACUGCAAUCCUCUAUCAAAGAGGAAAGGGAAUUGGAAUCUUCAAUUGGGCAGAGCAUCGCUGCUAAAUUGGCAAGUGCCUUCAAGAACAAAGUUGUUCGUAGAGGACUCUACGCGGGGAUCACAGUUCAAGUGGCUCAGCAAUUUGUGGGGAUCAACACUGUCAUGUACUAUGCACCAACAAUCGUUCAAUUUGCCGGUUUUGCUUCAAAGAAGACUGCCUUGGCGCUUUCUCUUGUCACAUCCGGCCUCAAUGCACUUGGUACCAUUGUUAGCAUGGCAUUUGUCGAUAGAUAUGGCAGGAGGAGGUUAAUGAUAGUCUCCAUGGUUGGGAUCAUCUCUUGCCUUGUGGUGUUAGCCAUUGUGUUCUUACAAGCUGCUAGUCAGGCUCCUGCUCUUAGUGUAGCAGAGAGCACCCACUUUGGUGCUAACUCUACUUGUCCAGCAUAUGUAGCUGCCAUGAAUGCACCUUCUUGGGAUUGUAUGUCUUGCGUGAAAGCAAAGUGCGGCUUCUGCAGUAAUUCAGCCAGUCAAUACCAUCCUGGAGCAUGCUUGGUCUCAAACAAGGAAUUUGAGAAUGCCUGCCACAGAGAAAGCAAAAGACAAUGGUUCGAAGAAGGGUGCCCGAGCAAGAUUGGAUUCCUUGCAGUGGUUCUAAUGGCAUUGUAUAUCAUCUGCUACGCACCCGGAAUGGGGACGGUGCCAUGGAUUGUUAACUCAGAGAUAUACCCAUUGAGAUACAGAGGAAUUGGUGGAGGCAUUGCUGCCAUGUCAAACUGGACUGCCAAUCUGAUUGUCUCUAUGUCAUUUUUGAGCAUCAGAGAAGCUUUUGGUUCCUUUGGGGCUUUCCUUCUCUUUGCUGGCAUUUCUACUGUUGGUCUUAUAUUCAUUUUCUUCUUUGUGCCUGAAACAAAGGGAAUGCGAUUCGAGGAGAUCGAGAAGGUGCUUGAGAAAGGCUACAGGCCACAGUUACUCAAAGGAAAAUCUAAUAAGGAUGUUUCUGAUGUUUAAACUUGGAAGGAUUUAUUGGUUUGAGAGCAACUGUAAAUCCAUAGAUAAGUCGUCUAAUUCCAGUUUUUUAGUCUUUGUAACCUGGUUUUGAUCUAUUUUACUUUGUUUUAUAGAAUCUGAGCUGAUUAGCUAAGGUUUGGAAUUUGGAUAAUGCUGUUCUGUCUAGAAACUUUUUUAUUGAAAUAUUAAUGAUUAGACCUAAUCGAUUGUCAAUCGAGUUAGUUCUUAUUAGUUGAGAACACCCUUUUUUUGUUUUGAGGAGGAGAAGAAAACUCAAUUUGACUCCAUGUACUUUUUAUUAUGCGCACUGUUAUCCUGUUUUAUCAAAUGCAAUAAAUUACUCUAAACCCUCCAAUGGUUGCAGUGCCUUCUAUCAAAAAAAAUCAGCAAGAAUCGCUCGCUAUAUUCGCAUACUCCUAGUGUUUAUAUUCCUCGUCCCCAAUUUUUGCCCUUUAAAACAUCCCUGUUUGCAUUAUUGCAGUCCAUAAACCAUAUCGUUUUCGUGGUUCGAUUUCUCUUCCGCCGGUAUUCAAACAGUAUUUGGCUUUCCAAUCUGGAGCUGUAGAAGUUCACGUACUCCAGACAAGCCCUAUUAGCCACAUUCCUCGGUAUGUGUAACGUGCUUCUGCUUGUGCCUUCUAAAAAUUGUGUCUUGCCUAAAACCCACAAAUUCUUUUACGAUGAAUAUCUUUCGGAACUAGCAGGCAGAUGUCUGGUUGAAGUUGUGCAGCGUCGAGGUUAUGAUAGAAGAGUCUACAGUUAGUUGUAAAAUGCACGAUCUGGUGCGGGAUUUGACCAUCAUGAUUGCCAAAGAUGAGUCAUUUUGCAGCUUUGAAAGAGGCAGACAUAAAUGGACACCAGAAUCUCGAUGGUUUGGAAAUGCGAUUGAAGCAGUUCAAGGCUAAGGGCUAUGUUACUAAUGUCAAGCAGUGGAGUUCCCCUCGAUAAAAGCAUGGAACCUUUCCACCCCAGUUUUGGAUUUGUCGCACAGUAAGCUGCAAAGUUUCGACAUAGAAAACUCUGGAACCUCUAGAUUUUGGUCUUAAGCGGAUGCAACAAUAUUGUAAAUGUACAUCAAUCAAUCAUUAAAUUGAAGAUGCUGAUGCUAUUGGAUCUAGGAUCUUGUGGUCUCGGGUAUCUACCUCAAGGAAUAGGGAAGCUGUCGCGUCUACAAGAACUAUCUGGAUUCAAGGUGGUGAGUAGGACUCACAAGACAAGCUGUCAGCAACUGACUGAGCUACGUGGGCUGGGAAUGAAUUUAAGUAACGAAAAUGCCUUCAUUGAGCUAUUUGGAGGUAAACCAUUGCUUCAAUUUGAAAAAAUUUCCAUGUCCUGUUAACAAGCCAGGGGUCUGGAGAAAGCACCAGGAUUAGGAAAUCAGUGAUUGAAAUAAGGAGGGGGCAUCACCAUCUCUUUGAUGUCCUUUGGACAUUGUUGCUUUGUGUAUGCUUGGCUUGUUAUCUAUUUGCUAAAUUGUUUGCUGUUGUAUUUUCAAUUUUAAUUAUAUUGUGUCUGAAGUCUUUCAAGUUGCUUGAUCUGCAUAUGAUUAAGAUAACAUCUAUGGUGUUUUACAUGUUUGCUAUCUGCAGUUUAACCUCUUUCAUUGAUUGUAAAACUGAGAUAAUGUAUUCUUUGUGGUUUGUCCAUUUCAUAUGGUGACAACCAAAGUCUAACAUAAGGAGGGCUACCAAGGUCUAAAAUCAGACAUCUGCACUUGAUACAUUGUGUAAUUAUUGAGCACAAGGGAAAGAAAAAUGGCCAAAUGUAGUCGACUAGCCGUAGUUCAUUCCUCUACUAAUGGGUCAAAAACAGAAAAAUAACGCAAAUAAAGGGGAUGGGAUUAUGAAAGGAGAUUGCGAUAUAAAAAAUCACUUGGCAGUUGGUAUACUGCAAACAAAAAUAAAGAGGACAGAAAAUCUUGGUAGCAGCAGGAAUUUCAUUGGAAGAUGGGGAGGUGAACUCAGCUCCAUUUUGCUCAAGUGUCUCGUGAUAUUUUUCAUUUGUAUGUUUCUUGCCCAAAAAAUGGUAGUGUUUCCUGGGACAUGAUUUAUUUGUGAAAAUUAUUUUUGUAUAUACCUCCGCUUAUCAGAACAGUGUAGCUAGGUCACCAACUCUCAAGCUGUGAGUUUACAGCAAGAACACUUUUUUAAAACCUAUGAAUUUGAAAAUGAAAGAGAACUCACAUAAGGGACUCUAAAUUAUCUUCAUUGUGAAUUCCUAUAUAGUUGAUUUGUAGUUUCUUACCUUCAUUCAUAUGACCACAUUGUUGCAGAUUUAUGAUCUUUACACAAAUUUGUUUCUCCUGCCUCUCUCUUUUCAUCUACACUUCCCUUUGAUAGUUCUAAUAAUAAGAGAAAGGAAGUAUAAUUAAUGGAAGAGGAAGAGCCACAUUAUCAAAAUUUUUUAUUCUCUUAUCAAGUUGAUUGCAACUUUUGAGUUGAACCUUAUGUUAAAGUCUCCUUUCUUUUUCUUCUUCCUCUUCAUUUUUUGGUAUCUUUCAGAGUGGCAAUCUCAUGCUGUCAAACAUGAGGCUAGAAUGUACUGGGGACUAACUCAGGCUACACUGAUAGUAGACAAUUCACGUAUAGGCAAAAAUAUAACCCUGACUGUCUGACCUGACAAAGGAAUGCAAAGCACGCCUCCUUUUACACAAUCAUACCUUUAGUUGCCUAUAUAAGUCUCUGAAUCAGUGUUCUACUUGCUUCAUAAUGUUUUCCUGUAUUAAUUAUACGCUAAAGUAAAGCUAGCAAAAGUGGCCUUGGAUUUUGCGAAAGCAUGGCGACUUUCAAACAUCAUUUUCACUUUUCCCCCCUAUGUUUUGCAUUCUUUGCUUACUUUUGGGUCUGUUAAGUUUUGUUGGAUUCUUUGCUUAGCUUUGAGCGCUGUUACCAAGUAUCACUCUUUUAUUGAAUGAGAUACUUUGCUCUCUCCAAUGGUUAUUGUGCCUUCUAUUCAUAAGGAAGAAUAAGUUUUGGAAUUGGUAUGCUUCGUAUAUUAUAUAAUGUUGAGAAUACCAUAAACUAAUAAAGUAUUCUUCUCCCUGUUCGAUUUCUAUGUCGAGGUUGGAAUUGGGGUUCAAUUCCUUUUUAAUCCAGAGCUGUUGAAGCUUAUAUACCCUUGGACAGGUCAUAUCUGCUGCAUUCUGGGGUA
Tripterygium wilfordii is the source of this 5164-nucleotide messenger RNA. RefSeq names its product inositol transporter 4-like. Gene Ontology annotation, molecular function: myo-inositol:proton symporter activity. NCBI's taxonomy places the organism in Eukaryota, Viridiplantae, Streptophyta, Magnoliopsida, Celastrales, Celastraceae. Gene Ontology annotation, biological process: transmembrane transport. Gene Ontology annotation, cellular component: membrane. The transcript has 8 exons. Bases 281 to 2014 code for a protein of 577 amino acids. The record is from RefSeq and is a predicted model, not a curated record.